GGAGGCAAUGGGGGAAUGCUGUGACAGCUGAAAAAUGAGCAACCAGGCAGUAAGAGAAGUUUCUGAAAGGAGAAGAGGAAUCUGCCUUGAAUGAAGAGGAUUUUAGCACCUUGGGCUGAGCCAAUAAACCUCUGCCAUCCCCAUCCAAACAGGAAUUGUUUGCACACGCUCCCGGAGCUGCUGAAGCAGGCAAGACACAAAGAGAGAAUAGGAUCAAGCAUGGUGUGGGGAGAAACCCCCCUGCGUGGACAGGCUGUGAGCAGAUCCCUGUAGAGACCCCAGAGGGACGGGGGGCUCACCCAGCCCUGAUCUGCCGGGCACGGCUGUGCCCCCGCCGCCAGCUCACCUCAUCCCAGAAGAUGCUGUGUCCUGCUGAGCACAGCAGCCCUCUCCACCCCUGGCAGCGAUCCUGGUCCCAGUGACACGGUGGCACCAUGGAGGCGCCUGGCCCCGUGGGAGGUGUGCUGGUGACUCUGCUCUGCUGCUGCCUCCUGAGCUCGGCCUGGGCUCUGGUCGAUCCCGAUGAUGUUCUCACGAAAGAAGAGCAGAUCUAUCUCCUGGUAGAGGCCAAGGAAAAGUGUCAGAGGGAUAUAAAGGCCCAGCUGGAGAAUAUCAAAGACGCCAGCUGCCCUCCGGAGUGGGACGGGAUCAUCUGCUGGCCAAGGGGCUCCCCCAGCCAGGAGGUGUCUGUGCCUUGCCCCGACUACAUCUACGACUUCAACCACAAAGGUCAUGCCUACAGGUACUGCAGUGCCUAUGGCACCUGGGCCAUGGCUCUCAGCAUCAACAAGACCUGGGCCAACUACACGGAGUGUGCCCUGCUCUUCUCCUCCGAGAGCCGCAGCCGCCAGAGGGAGGUGUUUGACCGCCUGCACCUCAUGUACACCGUGGGCUACUCCAUCUCCCUGGCCUCCCUCAUCGUCGCCAUCUGCAUCCUCUCCUACUUCAAGCGCCUGCACUGCACACGGAACUACAUCCACGUGCACCUCUUCACCUCCUUCAUCUGCCGGGCCCUCAGCAUCUUCCUCAAGGACCUGGUGCUCUACUCGGGCACCACGCCCAGCAACAGCAGCAGGACACGGGACGACGAUUUCAGGGGCCCCCUGUCAGGACAACGGGGCCACCUGGUUGGCUGCAAGGUGGUGGUGACUCUCUUCCUCUAUUUUCUGGCCACCAACCACUACUGGAUCCUGGUGGAAGGUCUCUACCUGCACAGCCUGAUCUUCAUGGCCUUUCUCUCCAACAAGAACUACCUGUGGGUGCUCAUCAUCAUUGGCUGGGGUGUCCCUGCUGUGUUCGUGUCCGUCUGGGCCAGCGUCAGGGCCUCGCUGGCCGAUACUCAGUGCUGGGACCUCAGUGCAGGGAACAUGAAGUGGAUUUAUCAGGUCCCUAUCUUGACUGCUGUUGUGGUGAACUUCUUCCUCUUCCUCAACAUCGUCCGGGUGCUGGCCUCCAAGCUCUGGGAAACCACCACGGGCAAGCUGGACCCCCGGCAGCAGUACAGGAAGCUGCUCAAAUCUACGCUGGUGCUGAUGCCACUCUUUGGAGUUCACUACGUGGUGUUCACGGCCGUGCCCUACACCGAGGUCUCCGGGCUCCUGUGGCAGAUCCAGAUGCACUACGAGAUGCUCUUCAACUCCUCCCAGGGUUUCUUUGUGGCUUUUAUCUACUGCUUUUGCAAUGGGGAGGUGCAGGCUGAGAUCAAGAAGGCUCAUUUCCGGAGGCUGCUGGCGCUGGACCUGGGGCAGCGGGCGCGCCCCGGGAGCUGCUGCUGCGCCGGGCGGGGCUCGCGGCCUGGAGUCUUCACCAGGAAACACCUCCGUGCUCACUCCUACCCCCACGGGGGCGAUGUGACUUCUCCAGGGCAGUUAAAGCCCAUCCCAGAGCCCCACCCUGCCUCGGACCCCCGGCCCAGCUCCAGCUCCAGCCUUGUCCAGCCCGAGGGAGCAGAGUGA
Ficedula albicollis (Collared flycatcher) is the source of this 1955-nucleotide messenger RNA. Its product is annotated as parathyroid hormone/parathyroid hormone-related peptide receptor-like. The record is from RefSeq and is a predicted model, not a curated record. The transcript is spliced from 14 exons. Gene Ontology annotation, cellular component: plasma membrane. Bases 435 to 1955 code for a protein of 506 amino acids. Gene Ontology annotation, molecular function: G protein-coupled peptide receptor activity; parathyroid hormone receptor activity; peptide hormone binding. NCBI's taxonomy places the organism in Eukaryota, Metazoa, Chordata, Aves, Passeriformes, Muscicapidae. Gene Ontology annotation, biological process: adenylate cyclase-modulating G protein-coupled receptor signaling pathway; cell surface receptor signaling pathway.